AUGUCAGACCAAAAGUCCUACUCCGCAAACUGCCACUGCGGCAACGUCAAACUCUCCUUCUCCACAUCCUCUCCAAUCGAAGAAACGGACGUUGUCUCAUGCAACUGCUCCAUCUGCCACAUCAACGGCUACAUGCUCACCUUCGUCCCCACCUCAGAGGUCACCUUUGAGACGGACAAGGACGCAGUAACGGCAUACCGCUUCGCAUCGCGCAAUUACCCCCAUUACUUCUGCCGGACCUGUGGGACGAGCAUGUAUGCUCAGUCGGCUCUUCCUGGUGAAGAUCGGCCUACGGGGAUCAAUGUACGCACGAUUCACGGGAUUGAUAUCAAGGCGUUGAAGGUUAAGGAGUAUGAUGGGAAGAACUUGUUGUAA
Messenger RNA from Aspergillus viridinutans, 375 nucleotides. RefSeq names its product GFA family protein. The record is from RefSeq and is a predicted model, not a curated record. Bases 1 to 375 code for a protein of 124 amino acids. NCBI's taxonomy places the organism in Eukaryota, Fungi, Ascomycota, Eurotiomycetes, Eurotiales, Aspergillaceae. Gene Ontology annotation, molecular function: carbon-sulfur lyase activity. The transcript is spliced from 4 exons.